Molecule: messenger RNA, 2874 nt
Organism: Musa acuminata AAA Group (dessert banana)
Lineage: Eukaryota; Viridiplantae; Streptophyta; Magnoliopsida; Zingiberales; Musaceae
Product: protein FAR1-RELATED SEQUENCE 11
Exons: 4
Coding region: 321-2498 (725 amino acids)
Biological process (GO): regulation of DNA-templated transcription
Molecular function (GO): zinc ion binding
Source: RefSeq, a predicted model, not a curated record
CCAAUUCUUCUGCUCGCCUCCGUGACAUCCAUCGAUCGGCCACAUUCGUCGCUCUGCGGAGUUCGCAAAAGCGGGGGUCUCAAUAUCAAACGUCGCCGGUGCUACACGGUUCUCGCCAAGAACCCUACAUGCUCCUCGCUAAACCCUAACCCUAAGAUCCACCGAUCUCCCAACCUCAGAGGUAUUUGUCUAUCCACGGUUAUGAAACCUUCGUCUUGCGAUUCUGAUUGCUGUUGUUGUUUCCACGAGCGGUCCAUCUCCUCGUUAUUUUCCGGACAUUAGGUAUGGUGGUGAAAUGCAUUUGAUUGGCAGCAAGUAAAAUGACUGAAACUGCAUCGAGAGACACUUGUCUGACUCAAAAACACCAAUGCCCAUGCGGAGAUGAUCAAUGCUAUAUCGAUGAAGAAGCCUAUGAGGAUGACGAAUUUACUGAGCAAUUUGGGCCUGCAGAACCAAGUUUUCUGCCGGGAAUACCCCGGACAUUUGGUACUACAAAGAUCAUUCCCCUUCCAUAUGUAGGACAGUCAUUCCAAAAUGAUGAUGAGGCUCUGGAGUAUUAUAGCAACUUUGCACGGAACAGUGGUUUCUUGGUCAGGCGAGAACGCUCAAAGGGAAACCCAGAGCACCCACUGGGUGUAUAUAAGAGGGAACUUGUUUGCCAUCGUGCUGGACCUCCUCUGCCCGUUAAAUCUGGAGAAGAAAAUGCUUCAAAACGCGUGAGAAAGAAGAAGCCAUCACGGUGUAGAUGUGAUGCACAAAUGGUCAUAAAGAAGAAUGUCACAGCUGGUGCAACUCACUGGGUGGUUGUUAAUUUUAGUAAUGUCCAUAACCAUGAGUUGUUAGACAGAAACAAUUUGCAAUUUUCUCCUGGUUAUCGCUAUAUAUCAGCGGUUGAUCGGGAACGUAUAUUAGCUCUUGCGAAGGGUGGUUGCAAUGUGAAUCUUAUACUGAGGGCCCUCGAAAUGGAUAAAGGUGUCAAGCCAGGUGAGUUGACAUUUACAGAGAAGGAUGUAAAGAACUUCCUUCAGGCUUCAGUGAGUAUCAAUCCUGAAAAUGAAGGAUCAGAACUUCUCAAGAGUUGCAAGUUUAUGAAAGAAAAAAACCCAGAUUUCCGCUAUGAGUUUACAUCUGUUGAAGCCAACAAACUCGAACACAUUGCUUGGUCAUAUGUGGGUUCAGUUCGUGCAUAUACAGUAUUUGGUGAUGUGGUGUUUUUUGACACAUCUUAUCGCCUUCAUGCUUACAACAGGCCCGUUGGGGUUUGGUUUGGUAUUGACAACAAUGGUUAUAUCAUAUUCUUUGGUUGUGCUGUCUUGUUAGAUGAGAAACCAGAUUCAUAUAGAUGGGCCUUGCAGGCAUUUCUUCGCCUCAUGGAUGGGAAAUAUCCACAAACAAUGCUGACAGAUUUUCAUAUUGGACUGAAAGAUGCUGUAAUGACCGAAUUUCCACACACAAAGCAUGCAUUUUCUUUGUGGCACAUAAUGUCUAAGCUGCCUAGUUGGUUUUCUGUCUUAUUGGAUGCACAAUAUGAGAAGUUUAAGGCUGAAUUCUGUAGAGUACGUGAUUUAGAGACUAAGGAGGAAUUUGAGCAUGAGUGGGACCAGAUGGUUACUGAAUAUGGGCUCAACUCAGAUAGACAUAUCAGCCUACUCUUUGUUCACCGUUCCUACUGGGCUGUACCUUACUUGCGCAGUUGGUUUUUUGGUGGAUUAUUGGCAACUGGGGAUUUGUCAGUUAAGUCAUUCUUCAGAGGAUUUGUGAACUCACAAACACGGCUCAAAGAUUUUGUAGAGCAGGUUGGUGUUGCAGUUGAUUUCCAGAAUCAAGCAGGUGAAGAAGCAACCACACGGCAAAACCAUCAGAAUUUUCAGAUUAAAACAUGCCUGCCUCUAGAGGAACAUGCAUCAACUAUUCUAACACAUUACGCUUUUGAGAUGUUUCAGAAAGAAAUCAUGACAUCAACACAAUAUGCAGUUUUUGAGACAUCAAGGGAUACUUAUCUAGUCCGGCAUCACUUGAGUUCUGAUGGCGGGCAUACAGUGAGCUGUUCGCCUUCUAAUGAAGAGGUCAGCUGCAGUUGCAAAGGGUUUGAAUGCUCUGGCAUAUUGUGUUGGCAUGUUCUUCGAGUACUAUCUUUGAAGAAUUGCUUCCUUGUCCCAGAGAAGUACUUGUUACAUCGAUGGCGUCGGGAAAGUUCAUUAUUCCCUAAAAGUAGUGGCUACAAUUAUCGGACCCAAGCGUUGCGGUCGCUUGCCUCUAUAAUUAUUCAAGAAUCUUCAAUAACAAAAGAUCGUUUCGAGUAUGUGCAGUGGCAUCUGAGCCGGCUUCUCAACCAUAUAAGGGACAUGCCAGCAGCUGAUGAAGCUACCUUAGAUCUGGAGCUGAGCUCAACAUUUGAUGCUACAGUCGAUGUAGUUCCUGCAAGGACAGUUACUAGAGGAAGACCAAGAAAAUUGAAAGGAUUGACAAAAACAGCCAAGGAAAUGCAAGCAAUGUGAUAGGAGGUGGUUUCGAUCAGAUGACUCUGUAAAAAAGAUCCCUGAAGCAUGAUGUGAAACCCCAUUCAGAGGAUACAGAAAUGACCUCCAUUCUCUGAAGAAAACUUAGUAUUUAUGAUUUGCUUGGUUUCUUAAUAGCAGUCUUCGAUACCGCUAAAGAAUUUCUUGUAAAUGUAUAAAAAAUGCUCUUGUAGAACUUGAGGUUGUUUUCAAGAGAUGAAACUGGUCAUGUUUCAACUCGGGAUUGUACAAAACAAACUCAUUAUACAUUUGUCUUACUUGUUUAGAUGGACAGAGCUGCUAAGCUUGAGCAGGUCCACAUGUCAAGUUGUUGAAGUCUAGUUGCAAGAAAAACUGUGGAUGUUAAUUCUCUAGA